AUGGCGUCGUCGUUGUCACUGGUGCUGAACUGUCCGGCGGUCGGGAUUCAGAGCUCUUGGGUUGUUCGACUGGGCGACAUCGAGGAUGGGGAAGACUUGAAGGCCUGCAUUGCGGACUUCCGCACUGCUUUGCACUCCAAGGGACUGGUGACUGUUGAGAAAGAGGGAGAAAUGAGCUCUGGGCAAGAAUUGCUGCUGGAGGGCCUACUCUUUCAACGGCUAGCAGAGUGGAAAGAGAAGCUGCGGCGUUGCCAGCAGGUAGAGGAGGAGAAACAGAACUGGGAGACAACGCUGCAGGCCAUUCGUGUGGAAUACAUCCGAGAGAUCGAAAUGUACAGAUUGAAGUUGCGCUACUUGGAGCGUGGGAAGGAACCGCCAGACCAACGCGCCAGUUCAAUGGGGCGCUUCAAAGCAGCAUCGGUGCAGACAGAGAUGCAGUCGCCCUUCCAGGAAGUCCUCUCCUUGUGGGAGAAGUCUUUUGAUUUGCAGCAGCGCUUGGAUGCGGUACAUCGGCGAAACAUGGCCUUUGAAGCUGUUGAAGACUGCGUCUUCACACUUCAACGAGCUGUCAUGGAAGAUGAGCGCCGCAACAGUUCUUUGGAAAAGGCCUUUCUGGAAGCUGUGGAAGCCUUCACCUGGAAGACCCUGGCCCUACAUGAGGCAGCGAGCAUGGCCUCCUUUGCGCUGCAGGGCCGUGCCCCUUGGAGAAGCAUGGGUGAAGGGAGAAAAGAGCAUGCAACCUACUAG
Molecule: messenger RNA, 747 nt
Organism: Durusdinium trenchii
Lineage: Eukaryota; Dinophyceae; Suessiales; Symbiodiniaceae
Source: the annotation of a GenBank genome assembly